Messenger RNA from Bactrocera latifrons, 977 nucleotides. RefSeq lists its product as uncharacterized. NCBI's taxonomy places the organism in Eukaryota, Metazoa, Arthropoda, Insecta, Diptera, Tephritidae. The coding region runs from base 125 to 781 and encodes 218 amino acids. The record is from RefSeq and is a predicted model, not a curated record. The transcript is spliced from 3 exons.
AAUCGUAUCGUGUGCACAACCUUAAAGUUAAUUAUGUUUGUUUUGAAUCUGACUUUGACAUAUUUAGGAAAACUUUGGACAUAUUUGGUGUUCUCUGCUCAGUUGCCACGAUUUUUAAUAAACUAUGUCGUUGACACCAGGAAAGGAAGACAACCUAAAUCUCAUUAAGAAUUUGACCCCUGUAAGAAUUUCGGAAAACACGCAUGGAAAAUCAUGUAUGCAAGAUUCUAACGUCCAGACAUGCAAAGAUCGCUUGGAUGAUAUAAUUUCACAACAAAAAAGUAAUUUUUCCAAAUGGCAAUUAGCUCAAAAAAGAGGUUUCGCAAUUUGUACAUUGAUUGAGGCUAUUAAGACGCGUGCUUUAGAAUCUAGGGAAUCCAGUCGUAACCUUAAGGAAAACGAGGAAACACUUUAUCCGAGAGAUCUAAAACAGCAUAUAGAAAAACUGAAUAUAAUUCUGACCAUAUUCGAAGAUAUAACAAAACAUACAGAAGAAUCACUUCGACAAUUGAUAAAGUUAGGCAAAUUAGUUGGCAAUACAGAUACAGUUUUUUACCAGUCGUGGCCGUUGUCGCAAUAUAUCAACUUCUUCGACCAAUUAUAUUCUUCUUAUAACAAAGAGAACAAAAUAAAACAAUGGGUUGCUUAUGAAUUGCCGCACUGUAUGAACAGAUCCGAUUUAAUUCGUUGUACAACGGCAUGGGAAUACCCACAAUACAUUGAUGAAUGGACAUCCUUAAUGUUUGCAUUUUUGGAAGAAGAGAAUAAAAAUAAAACUUAGUUUUUGAAAUUUUCUUCAAAGCUCACCUAAAAUCAUUAAAUAUGAUAUGCACCAGGUUAGCAAAUGAUGCGUUAAACUAAUGGUUCGGCCGUAAUCAACUUCCAUGUGCAAGACAAACAAGUCAAUUAAACACUUUGAUCAUUGUUUAUUAACUUUAGUAUUAAUAUGUUAUCUAAACAAUGUAAAGUUUAAAGAU